This is a messenger RNA of Mya arenaria, 2241 nucleotides long. Its product is annotated as receptor-type tyrosine-protein phosphatase S-like. Gene Ontology annotation, cellular component: plasma membrane; axon. Gene Ontology annotation, molecular function: protein binding. Gene Ontology annotation, biological process: axon guidance; cell-cell adhesion. Lineage: Eukaryota; Metazoa; Mollusca; Bivalvia; Myida; Myidae. Bases 1271 to 1921 code for a protein of 216 amino acids. The record is from RefSeq and is a predicted model, not a curated record. The transcript has 8 exons.
UAUUACAUGGAUUCUACAGAAUACGUAACGCCAAACUUUGGUUUCUAGUCCCUGGAAACCGUGACAUCAUACAUUUCGAACAUGUACAACUUUCUAUUGGGGUCUUGUUUGCUCGGCGAGGUUCAUUAUAUAUUUCAUCCGAGUGCCAGUGUGUCACAAUUGUGAUUUGAGUUCGCAUCAUACAAGCUGGUUUCAACAUGGCUCUGUGCAAGCCAAAAAUGUUAUGUGUGAUAUUAACACGGUAUUUAGUGUAAUGUCUAGGUGCAAAUGCUAAUGGAGUGUUGAUGCAAACAGAGUCUAAAGUUUUAUUGCUUGAGAAAAGGAUAGGUAACCUUGAGACUGAAUUCAGAAACUCACUUGAGGACUUUAAGAUGCAGUUAGCAGAAGGAUUUGAACAUAUUACAAUGACACAGAAAACUUACGAAUCCAAGCAGGACGAAAUAACAAGAAACAUUCAGCGAACAAUGGCCAACAUCAUAACGAAACAGUCAGAAAGUUACAAGUCGCCCUUGGAUUCAAUUAGGUCGGAUGUCAGCAGUCUAAUAAACAAAGUGUGAAUAAAUAAAUAAAUAAAAAUAAUACACCUGUGAUGUCAGGUUAACUUAUUAUUUACAUUCUUAUCUCCGAUAUGUAAUGAACAAUAUUUCCACUAUAAGCCCCUGCCAUUUUUGUAUUCUUUUUUGGGAUAUAUUUGCUUCGUCGAAGAUAGCAACAACAUCUUUAAAGUCAGCCUAUAACCAACGUCUGGAGUCCUUCCCUAGUGGGUUUAUUGAGAUAGCCUACAACAUUUGCAGUCAACACAUGACCACUGUCUAGAGUAUCUGCCUAGUGGGUUUAUUAAGAUAGCCUUCAACAUUUGCAGUAUUCGCAAGCUGCACCAUGCAUUACGAACGCUCCGAAGAACAUGAAGGUAGCGGAUAACCGGAUUGUGAGUUUCUUUUGAAAGGCGUCUGGUCACCCAGCCCCGGCGUUUCACUGGGAGAGGGGAGGAAAACCUAUCAACUCAAUGAGUCGAUGCAGAUAUGCCGUUUUCUCCACACCAUACGGCACCGCCCUACGAGUCGACGCAGCAAAAUCAACACGAGAUAAUACAUAUUUCACCUGUGUUGCCAAAAAUAACAUCGGGGAGGCUCGGGCUAAAGCAUCAUUAGAAGUCUAAUCUGUCGACACCAUACCCCAGGGGUAUCCUCGUAUAGACAUCAAUCCCCAGCUCAAGAGUGUGGAAAAGGGCCAGCCGGUCACGUUGUUGUGUGGGGCAAGCGCGGAGGGAAUGGAGCGACCCAACACAUACUGGCUUAAAGACUACUUGCCCAUCGACCUAUCUGAUCCAAGGAUCAGAAUCAAUUACAAUGGAGAUGGUUCGCUGACCAUUGAUAGCACCCAAGAGAGAGACGUGGGGAAGUAUGAAUGUGUGGCGGAGAAUGAAGUACGGGUCGCAUACUCCUUUCCAGCCAUGGUCUAUGUGAAAGUUCUAGCGCAAGAAGAAACUGAAAUUGUACAACCUCCCGAUCACCGCCAUGGCAGUCCAUUUCCCACCGACGACAUAGCGCUAGGAUCUGCGCCCAGAAACGUAACAGCCCUCAUCCAUAGCCCAUAUACCAUCCUUAUUUCCUGGGAGCAACCUGAAAUCCGAAAUAGUGUCAUUCAGGGCUACGAAGUGUUCUACACUACAAACCCUGACUUACCCAUUGUUCUGUGGCACAAAAAGGAGGUUAGUGGGGACAGUACGAUGGCUACCAUAAGUGGGCUCCAGCCAGAUGCCACCUACACCAUAUGUGUGGACGCAAACUAUAGCAUAAGCCGGGCACCACUGUCAACUCCCGUGCAAGUAUCAAAAACACACAAUGAGGUAGACACUGGAUUUUUACUGACAUUGCUGCACCGUGUGAUUGACAUUGUUUUAUUUGGAUUUACCAAAUAAUUACUCACACAGUUUGACCACGUUGAUGGCUUAACACAGGGCUACAACCUACUUUCAGUAGUGUCUUGAUGAUACUGUUUUUUUGGAAACGAAUGCGAUUAGCCAGUGAGUGACACGUGAAUGGUAGAUGAUUAGGGUUUAAACAAAAGAUGAUCUAAUUUAUUGACAGAUGAUAUUUUGUAACAUUAUUUGAAUUUAGACAAUUGUUGGCAUAAUUAUGAGCUUGGACGCAGGUGAAACUUCCACUUAAAGUUUUAUUUAUAAAGUGUUAUAUUUCUUAAAUUUAAGAAGUGGAAUCCACGAACCUGACAUCUGGAAAC